AUGUCUCUUACAAACUGGAGACAGUUCCCAUUCUUCGAAUGUGUCCCGAUCCAGGACCCGAACUACGGCACGGCGAACGCGCUGUACUCUGCUGCGGGUGUGAGUGCCAUUGCCGCCACGCCAGACCUGCUUGUUCUCGCCUCGUCGCAGGCUUCCAUUAAACUGGUCAAUAGACAGUACGAGCCGGUGUUCGAGUUCCAGGCGUACGAUCUCGGCUGGGACAUCACACGGCUGGUGUUUGUGCCGUUUGGAGGAGCCGGCCACUCGGGUUUCCUAUGCUCAAUUGCCGAAAAACAGGGAUAUCCAUUGACUCUCAAGCUGUGGGACCUGCCGAAGCUGGAGCAACUAAAAAAGAUCGACUACAACAGCGACUACCACUCGCUCUGCCAGGUGACGAACGGGACGAACGACUUUCCAUUGACCUGUUUCGACGCCACAGCGGACUUCACGGUGCUGGUGUUUGGGUUUGCGAACGGAACGGUUAUUGUGGUCAGAGGCGACCUGCUCCACGACAGAGGGUCUCGACAACGAGUCGUGUACGAGUCACGGGACCCGAUCACGAGCGUCCACUUCCGCGACGAAGGCAUGCUCUACGUGUCUAACGUGUCGACAAUAAUGACAGUCCCAACCACAGGCAGAAACCAGGGCCGGCCAGACCGGGUUCUGGACGAGUCCAUGGGUGUGGACAUCAACUGCAGCGCCAUGCUCGAGGACAAGAAACGCAACUUGGUGGUUGCCCGCGACCGGAGUCUGCAAUUCUACAACUUGCGCGGGAAGACACACAAUCUCCUGCUAGACAUUCCUAAACGACGCAUAUUCGCAUACAAAGACAGAUACGUGGUGAUUGAGGCCAGCGUGAGCUCAAACCUGACCUCUGCUUCGUCCAUUGUCACAAACAAGCUUGUUAUCGUGGACGUGAUCAACAAGUUCAUUGCGCUGAACCAAACGAUCUCCAGUUCUGUGGUUGAUAUUCUCACUAUGUGGGACGAUCUGUACGUGUUCACGUCCGACGGGUUGCUAUUUCAGCUGAAAGAAAAAGAACUUACCGACAAACUGAACAUUCUAGUACAGCACGAGCUUUUCAAUUUAGCCAUCAAUCUCGCAGAAAAUGAAAAUUGCAACACACAGAAGCUGCUCGAGAUCCACAAACAGUAUGGAAAUCACCUUUACGAGAAGGGAGAGUUUGAAGAGGCAAUCAAACAAUACACGGAGAGCAUCGAUCUGGGAAAAACCAGUGAGGUGAUACAGAAGUACAAAGAGAGCUCGAAGAUUCCGUAUUUGGUUGAAUAUCUUGAGAAACUGAUACAGCUGGGGAAGUCAAAGAUCGACCACACAACCCUUUUGCUCUGCUGCUACUGCAAACUCAAACGGCCAGAGGCAGUGCUUAAUUACAUUGAGAACGUGCCUAUCAACGAGGACUUUGAGAUCACGGAUCCCUCCAAGCAGUUUGGCAUGCCCACCGUCAUCCGCACAUGCAGAGAGAGCGGGUACUACGUCCUGGCUGCCAAUAUCGCCAAAAAGUUCAACGAUCCGUCCACGGUGGUCGACAUACAGCUGCACGACAUGAAAAACCCCAGCCUGACGAUGAAAUAUAUCCGCACCUUACCCGUUGACGAUCUUCUCCGCGUCUUGAUCGAUAAGGUGAAAUGGUUUUUGGAUAGUCUCCCAAACGAGUGCAACUUGCUUCUGAUUGAUGUUUUCACGGGGAAAUAUAGCCCAGAGCCCGAAUUCGACCUUGAAGACCUUGCAGUGGCUCCGAAUACAAACGCCAACCACCCUAUCCUGACCUCGUACAAGCAGUUUGUGGCUUUCAUGAAUUUGGCAGACAACGAGGAGCCGCAAGUUACACAGCCGACGUAUCUUCCUCCACGGCCGCGCAUCAUCUUCCAGUCGUUUGUAGACCAUCCAAACGAAUUUGUCAUCUUUCUGGAAGCCUGCAUUGAGAGCUACGAUAAGUUUGGUGGUGACGAAAAGGACAAAAAGGAUAUUAUGGUGACGCUAUACGAGAUGUACCUCACCAUGUCUAAAAACGGGGACGGCGAGACCAAAGCCAAAUGGCAAUCAAAGGCCAAGACUCUGCUGGAAAACAUCCAGAAAAACGGGUGGGAUCUUGAGGACCAGACCAAUUUGUUACUGCUGUCGAAUCUGGGAGACUACGCAGAGGCAGAAAUCUCUAUCAGAGAGGCCACCGACGACUCCGCUCAAGGAUUUGAGCUGGAUAUGUUCAGAUCGACUAUUUUGACAGGUAAUUACCAAAAAUCGAUGGAGGUCAUUGAGAAAUACGGCGACAAAGAGCCCGAUCUAUACAAGCUGGCACUAUCUGUAUACACAUCAUCUGAGGAAAUAUUCAACCGUGUUGGAGAAGAGAAAGUGGCCGAAUUGAUAUGGAAGAUCGACUCGCUUAAACUGAUGACCCCGUUGGAAGUGGUGAAACUCCUUGGUAUGACCUCGUUUGUUAAGCUCGGGCUUAUCAAGAGCUAUCUGAUCGAGCAGAUCCGUCGGCAAAAGCGUGAUAUGGAAAACAACGAGAAGCUGAUCGACUCGUAUCAAAAGGAGGCGUCCACAGUCGCAGAACAGCUUUCAAAACAAAACACAGAGCCGCAGGUCAUCAAUCGAUCCAAGUGUUCUUCCUGCAACCGGCCAUUGUCCUUCCCAUUAGUGCAUUUCAGAUGCUCUCAUUCCUACCAUGAGAGCUGUCUGACAAACGAGUUCUCCCAAUCUUCGUCCAGCGACCAAACAUGUCCCAAAUGUUCCGGAGAGCUGGAUACAAUGACCAUCCUCACUAAACAGCACGAGGAGGUCGGAAAACGCAACGAUCUCUUCAAAGCCAGCUUGUUGGAUAGCACCGACAGGUUCAAGGUGAUGAUGGGAUUUUUCGGUCGCGGUGCGAUGCAGGAAACCAGGACGAUAUGGCACGAUAAAUAG
Ogataea angusta is the source of this 2925-nucleotide messenger RNA. RefSeq lists its product as uncharacterized. Gene Ontology annotation, molecular function: protein-macromolecule adaptor activity; protein binding. Lineage: Eukaryota; Fungi; Ascomycota; Pichiomycetes; Pichiales; Pichiaceae. Gene Ontology annotation, biological process: organelle fusion; vacuole organization; intracellular protein transport. Gene Ontology annotation, cellular component: endosome; HOPS complex. The record is from RefSeq and is a predicted model, not a curated record. The transcript has a single exon. Bases 1 to 2925 code for a protein of 974 amino acids.